UGUUUGUCCGCAGGCAGUUUGCCGCUUAACCUCUGAGCGGUGACACGUUCUAAACUGCUGCGAGCUUUGUAAGCACGCGUAAACGCGACUAGUUUUAUUUUCUAUUUUUAAAUUAAAUUUACGUUGUUAAUAUAAUAUGAGUAAAUCAUUGGGGCGUGUAAAACGCACACUUCAUUGAUUCGUCUAAUUUGAAGUGGUUUACUAGUGGACUGUGAAAUAUAUGAACACUCUGUGUAAAGGGAUUAAGAGGUGUGUAUACGCGGAGCUCUCUCGGAACUAAGUGAAAGUUCGCUAUAAUUUACUGUGAGACAGUUGACAACAGUGAAAAAAGACAAAACAAUGGAACACAUUCUUCGACAAAGGAGGAUAAGUGUACCCAAACGGACGAGUCAGUUGGUUGCGCUGGUCGCUGUAUCCUGUACCCUGUUCCUGUUUCUUCACACAAGGGAUCUCAACACCAAGCUGAGGAAUAUGGAGCGCCUCAACGACGUCACCGCCUUCAACCACCUAACUGACAAGAUUCAGACUGAUCGUUCCGAACACGCUUAUGCAUCAGCUCAAGAAUACAAAGAAGCCUUGGAGGCUAUACGCAGAAACACAGGAGCCGAACGCAGUAGACCGCAGCGUACUUUAGAAGAGACGAAUAGAUCGGAGGAAGAUCUGGAUGCACCAGAUGAAGUGAUACCAGAGCCCUGGGAACUGAAUAAUACUGCGAGAGCUGAUAUAGAGCUGUUGUUCUUUAAUAGAGUGCCGAAGGUCGGCAGUCAGACCUUCAUGGAAUUACUAAGACGACUCGCUAUAAAGAAUCAGUUUGGUUUCCACCGAGAUUCUGUGCAGCGUGUCGAGACGAUCCGCCUGGCUCCUGCUAACCAGCAAGUUCUAGCCAGUGUGGUGACGUCACACGCGCCGCCGGCCUCGUACAUUAAACAUGUCUGCUACACUAACUUUACCAGAUUCGGUUAUCCUUCUCCGAUAUACGUGAACGUAGUUCGUGAUCCCGUAGAACGCGUCAUCUCGUGGUACUACUACGUGCGCGCCCCCUGGUACUACGUGGAAAGGAAACAAGCCUUCCCUGACCUUCCACUACCGGAUCCAGCGUGGUUAAAGAAGGACUUUGAGACGUGCGUGUUAAGCGGCGAUCGCGAGUGUCGCUAUUUGGAGGGCGAGACUCACGAGGGUAUUGGAGACCACAGGAGACAGACGCUGUUCUUCUGCGGACACGAACCACAGUGCACGCCAUUCAACAGUGUGGAGGCGCUACAACGAGCUAAGCGAGUUGUCGAACAGCAGUACGCUGUGGUUGGAGUGCUGGAAGACCUGAAUUCAACGCUGCUGGCCUUCGAGAGAUACAUACCCAGGUUCUUUACGGGCGCACUCAAAAUGUACUGGGAGGAGCUGAACACAUUCAACAGAAUAAAUAGGAACCACUUCAAACUACCCGUCUCCGAGGCUGUUAAGCAAAUCGUCCGAGCAAACUUCACCAGAGAAAUUGAAUUCUACGAGUUCUGCAAACAGAGACUUCACUUACAACUGAAGGCGCUCAGAGAUCCAUCGAUCAUACUUCCAACACACAAACAAACCCAAUCAACACACUUAUAUAACAAUAUGGUAUAGUAAUAAAGACUGUUGUAACAUAGAGAAAUAUUAAGAAAUCAUAUUGAAAUUUAAAAAAAAAUGUGUUCAAUUUCUGUCAAAAAAUAAUACGUAGAAUAUAAAAAUUACUAUUUCAAUAGUCACAGAUUAAAAUAAAUUCCCACAUGUAU
Messenger RNA from Danaus plexippus (monarch butterfly), 1763 nucleotides. It is a transcript of the gene pip, whose product is annotated as heparan sulfate 2-O-sulfotransferase pipe. The coding region runs from base 340 to 1614 and encodes 424 amino acids. The transcript is spliced from 10 exons. NCBI's taxonomy places the organism in Eukaryota, Metazoa, Arthropoda, Insecta, Lepidoptera, Nymphalidae. Gene Ontology annotation, cellular component: membrane. The record is from RefSeq and is a predicted model, not a curated record. Gene Ontology annotation, molecular function: sulfotransferase activity.